GUCCGCCUACACCACCACAGCGUGCGGCAGGAGCGCGGCAUCUGUGACGCCACUGCCGCAACCUAGGUCGCGGGCGGGGCGCGCGCACCGUUACUGGAGCGUGCGCCCCCUCCAACCCUUUCGCCAGGCCGCGAUACGGCGCAUGCGUAUUAGCGGUCCGCUCCUCCAGCUCAAUACCUGCCCCUUAGGCCGGCCAAGAGAAGUCAUCUGUCGUUGCGUCAACAAGCGUCCAGGAGAGAGGGCGGAGCCUAGGGAGAGGGACGGAGGGUCCCUAUUGGAGGAGGAAGUGCCCUUCUGAGCCGGGAGGCUGACUUUUGGGUUUUAACCUUUUUAUUGUUUAACAUGAGAAACACUGAAACUUGCCUAAGUCCAAUAGAUCCCAAGUACUACAGAACAGCGAGUCACCUGGCCCCCCAAGCCUUCCCUUCCCAUAUUUCAGCCAGCCGCUGCGCUGACAUACUUUUCCAGAUGGCGGCAGCAGAGGCGGUGCAUCACAUCCACUUGCAGAACUUCUCUCGCUCGCUUCUUGAGACCCUCAACGGGCAGCGGCUGGGUGGCCACUUCUGCGACGUGACAGUGCGCAUCCGCGAGGCUUCGCUGCGUGCUCACCGCUGCGUGUUGGCCGCCGGCUCGCCCUUCUUCCAGGACAAGCUGCUGCUUGGCCACUCCGAGAUCCGCGUGCCGCCGGUAGUGCCCGCGCAGACCGUGCGCCAGCUCGUAGAGUUCCUCUACAGUGGCUCGCUGGUUGUGGCGCAGGGCGAAGCGCUGCAGGUGCUCACGGCCGCGUCGGUGCUGCGCAUCCAGACCGUCAUAGACGAGUGUACGCAGAUCAUUGCCCGUGCCCGCGCCCCCGCCGCAGGCACCCCUGCGCCCGUGCCGCUGCCCACGCCCGUGCCCCCGCCGCUCGCACCUGCGCAGCUGCGCCACCGCUUGCGCCACUUGCUGGCCGCGCGACCCCCAGGCCACCUGGGUGUCGCGCAUAGCCGCAAGCAGCGCCAACCCGCGCGCCUGCAGCUGCCCGCGCCCCCCGUGCCGGCCAAGGCGGAGGGGUCGGACGCUGACCCCACCCUGCCCGCGGUCCCAGACGACGGCUGUGACGACGACGACGAGGAGACCGAUGACGAGACCGAAGGCGAGGAGGGCGAAGGCGGCGGCCCAGGCGAGGGCCAGGCGCCCCCUGCUUUCCCCGACUGCGCCGCCGGCUUCCUCAGCACAGCCCGUGACAGCGCGCGCGAGGAGCCGCCUGCGCCCGCCGGCCUCUCUGACUACGGCGGCGCCGGGAGAGAUUUCCUUCGGGGGGCCUCUGCGGCCGAGGACAUGUUCCCCGACAGCUACGUCUCCGCUUGGCAAGACGAAGACGGCACCACCGCCGAAGGCUGUCCAGCCGAGACCUCGGCCCCGCCCGACUGCGUCCUGUCGGGACCCCGCACGCCCGGUGUGAAGACCCCGGGGCCGCCCGUCGCGCUUUUCCCCUUUCAUCUGGGCGCUCCCGGGCCGCCUGUGCAACCCUCGCCUGCGCCCUCCGGGCCGGCCCCUGCGCACCCGCCCACCUUCUACCCGCCACUCCAGCCGGACCCGGCCCCCAGCGCGCCUCUCGGGGAGGCUCCGGCCCCGCCCGCCGCCCCGUCGGCCACCCCUGCGCGCGCCCCGGGUGCGGAGCCGCCCGCGUAUGAGUGCAGCCACUGCCGCAAGACGUUCAGCUCGCGGAAAAACUACACCAAGCACAUGUUCAUCCACUCGGGGGAGAAGCCCCACCAGUGCGCAGUGUGCUGGCGAUCUUUCUCGCUGCGCGACUACCUGCUCAAGCAUAUGGUCACGCACACGGGCGUGCGCGCCUUCCAGUGCGCAGUCUGCGCCAAGCGCUUCACGCAGAAGAGCUCGCUCAACGUGCACAUGCGCACGCACCGGCCCGAGCGCGCGCCCUGCCCCGCCUGCGGCAAGGUCUUCUCGCACCGUGCGCUGCUCGAGCGCCACCUGGCUGCGCACCCGGCGCCCUGAUCCGGGCCUGGGGCCUGGCCACUCCCGCCGUGUGACUGACCACGCCCCCCACCGUCUGCCUCCCCCUCUGAGGGGUCUGGGACACCCGGUGGGGCUAGGCCACGCCCACUGCAUCGUCCCUGCCCAGCGGAGUCACACCCGCUGUGGUGCCUCCACCACGUUCCCGCCACCAGACCACACUUUCCCCGGAGCGCAGGCCCUCCCCAUGCUUCCACCCUUUCCUCCAGACCUGACCAGUGGCCCAGCCCGCCUUACUCUUAUCCUCCUGCCUACUCGAACCCUUCCGGUGGUGGCUGGCUGUGGCUGGGGAUGGUCAGGGACUCGACCCGCUCUGAGAAAUGGAUCAUCCCCAGCCUGAACUGGGCGUUCACACCGUUGGAGCCGGGGCUCAGGAUUCGUGGCUUGGACUUCGCCUCGCACCCUACUCCCUCUGCCCCAGUGUCAUGCUGGGCCAGGUCCCUGGCUCCCCACUCCGAGCUACCCUUCCCUCAUCUGAAGCCUAAGGAGGCUCAGGUGGGCCCAUCAUGGACUGGGACCGGGCCUUGCGACCCGCGCUCUGUAAUAAAGGACUAUGGGCCGUGGAGCCCAAAGCCGGAA
This is a messenger RNA of Equus caballus (horse), 2595 nucleotides long. It is a transcript of the gene ZBTB45, whose product is annotated as zinc finger and BTB domain containing 45. NCBI's taxonomy places the organism in Eukaryota, Metazoa, Chordata, Mammalia, Perissodactyla, Equidae. The record is from RefSeq and is a predicted model, not a curated record. Gene Ontology annotation, biological process: regulation of transcription by RNA polymerase II. Gene Ontology annotation, molecular function: protein binding; DNA-binding transcription factor activity, RNA polymerase II-specific; RNA polymerase II cis-regulatory region sequence-specific DNA binding.